Rhincodon typus (whale shark) is the source of this 2064-nucleotide messenger RNA. RefSeq lists its product as uncharacterized. The transcript is spliced from 5 exons. Gene Ontology annotation, biological process: immune response. Bases 48 to 674 code for a protein of 208 amino acids. Gene Ontology annotation, molecular function: interleukin-7 receptor binding; growth factor activity. NCBI's taxonomy places the organism in Eukaryota, Metazoa, Chordata, Chondrichthyes, Orectolobiformes, Rhincodontidae. Gene Ontology annotation, cellular component: extracellular region. The record is from RefSeq and is a predicted model, not a curated record.
AUCCCAGGUCACUGAUGACUCCAAAGUAAGUGUGAGGAAGGCGGGGAAUGUUGGAUCUCCCUUCCAUCAGGAAGCGCGUUAGUCUGGGCUCUGUUAUUCGUCAUGAUCGGGAUUUCCUUCGUUCCCUGGUGACUCAGAAUAAAAUGACAAAUGUUUUCUUUAGGUGUAUCCUUGGUAUACCUCCCCUGAUGAUUCUUCUGAUCCCAAACAUCGCACUUCCUUGUAAGAACAGAAACUUAAAUAUGACAGAAGUAAUGAAUGAUUUCCAGUAUGUCAUAUUUCAAGAUGUGCAGAACUUGUUAGGACUUUUGGCUACCAAAAGUAGUAACAACAACUGCAGAAAACCACAGAGAUCAAAACCUUUUUCUUGCCUUGAUGGAAAGGAAAUUCAUUCAGUCCACCGCUUGACGUGUUCUGUGCUUUAUAUUUCUAAACAAAAUAACUUUGACUUUAAUCAGGAGAUAAUAAUCUUAUCCAAGCGAACUGAAAAAACAUUGAAAUGUAGUUGCAAUCAUCAAAAGAAAAACAGAAAAACUCACAACAGGAAACCAAAAAUAUCGUCAGUAGUCAACAGCAAGACAAAAUGCCCAACAAAGAAGCUUCUAAGAAUAACAGAAAAAAUUUCAGAUAUAAACUUAUGCUGGAAAAAAAUAUUUAAACUCUCAGAAAUCUGAUUAACCUUUUAUAAUGACACAUUGUGUUAAUCAUGAAGAGAAUACUUUUACAAUUAUGCUGAUGGCUAGAUUCUGAUUUAUGGUGCAAGAUUUGAACUGCAUACAAUCUUAUACUGGUAUGCAUUGUUGAAUCAUUGCAUUAUUGAAGGCCAUUACAGUAAACUCAAGUCCAUGACCUAGUUGACCAAACAUCAGUCCAGUGAAUGAGGCUUUAAAUGGAAUCUUUGCCCUUCAAGUGGAUGUGAAAGAUCCUGUGGCAUUGGCUGAAGAUUAAUGGAGGAGUUCUCUCAUUGUCUCAUUGUUGGUUGUGGGACUUUGCUGUGCACAAAUUAACUGUCCCAUUAUCCUACAGUACGACUGUGACUAUGCCAGAAAAAUAUUUCAUUGUUGGAAUUCCAGAUAUUUAAGUGAAUUAACCCUUUAACUCCUGUAUAUCGAGUUUCAAAAUGAUUUGAAGACAUAAUCAUUAUGGGCGACUGUGUUGAUAUUUUAUUUGUGUUAUUAAGACUUGACAUGUACUCAUACCUGAACAAUAAUAUCAAAGUGCAACAGCAUUACCAGCACACUCUGGACAGAAGUGUGAUCUCUUUGUACAUAUUGCUUAGUCAUGCUUAUGUACCAUUGACUGAUGCAAUGUGACAUGUAAAAACUGUACAAGGGGAUCUUAGGGAAUGUUUAGGGAAUCUCCUCAAAGACUUGCUUUCCAUAGUAAAGGCUACAGAGACCAAUUAUAUAGACCAGCUUUACAAUAUUUGGGGGGGACCAAUUACACAAGAUGCCCAAGCUGGGUUAAACUCUCAUGAUCUUAGGCUUUUUAUGCUCAGACUGUAAGCAAUACUAACCGUGAGAAACAAUCUCAUUGGCAGCCAAAUAUUUGUCUAGGAUUCAAGACGCCAUUGUUUUCUCUACCUCCUAUGUGGGUCUCCAGAAUGUUGGUGAAGUGUUCUUUCUCACUUCUAACAUAGAAGGCUGUGUGCUUGCACAUUCUGCUACAUUGCUGCUCAAGUUUAACUUUUGUACAGUUUGGGCAAUGAAGGCCUGAACUGCAAUUUCCUAUCUAGACACCUCUCAAUUAUACUUUUCCAAAAAGGAUCACAAAUUGGGCUAAUAAAAUGGUUUAUCGAACAAGGAAUCACAGUAUUUGAGAUUGUUCUUGAUAAUUAACCAAAAAAAAACCUGAAGCAGGGAUUCCCCAAGAUUCAUAGACAGUAGAGCAGUUGGGGAUGUUUUGAGGUUGUUAUGGAUGGUAUAUAAAUGCAAUUUCUUUCCCCCCUUGCUUUAUAUGUUAUAAGAUAAUUUUUAACCAAUUAUUUUUUAGCAGUUUUGUGAAAAUAAAAAAUGGACACUUGUUUGUUUUUGUUCCAACUUGUUGCUUUGUUUCUAAAUAAAA